GGGUUGAUUAUUGAUCAUUGGGAGGUAGAUGGGGACCUUGUGACCCUUGAAGAUGAGAUUGGAGAGGGAGCCUUUGGUAAGGUGUACAAGGGAACUCUGGUCAAACCAACCAACGUUUCACCCCAGAAGUUUUGUUUGAAGCCGUGGAAGAAAACUGUUAAGACUAUCAGCGGAAGUGAAACAUACGUGGUUGCGGUAAAAAUGCUUCACAGUGAGUAAAAUUAAUAUCCUGAUAUUAAAAAUAUAGAGAUGUUAUAUUUAACAAUUAUUCCACGAGUGCGCGUUGGAUAUGAGAUGGUAGUUAGCCAACAAGGUGCGUAGCUCCGAGUUGGCUAUAAUCAUCUCAUAUCGAACGAGCGCGAGUGGAAUAAUUGUUUUAUUAAAAACGCCCACAAAAUAUCGAGAGUUCUCCCCGACUUUAUUUUUAAAAAAUAAUCGAUUUUCAGGUUGUUUUUAAUUUUGAUCAGACGCGUACAGAGAGACCAUGGUAUAAUGGCUCAUGUACCAUGAUGGCUAAGCCAAUCAGAGCUCUAGAAUUGCAUUAUCUAACGACUCAGUUUUUAUUAAAUACUGUUAAUGCGCUAGUUGAAAGAACGUCACUUUCAUUCUAUAGAAUACUUUCCUUGGACAUUGAAUGCGGAUUUUUUUUUCUUUUUGUUUUAGCUUUGCCAGAUGAAGUUGUACGCCAAGACUUUCUGGAAGAAAUUCAACUAAUGAAAGCAGUGGGUUCGCACAAGAAUAUUGUUAAUAUGGUCGGCUGCUGCACUGUGGAGGAACCCGUGUUUUUGUUAGUUGAAUAUGCUCCGUACGGAGAUCUUCUGCAUUACCUCAGAAAACAUAGGAAAACGGUAUUGGUGUACUAUUUCCAUUUAUUUAAGUUUCGGAGAAGCAUUAUGCUAUUCCGCGGGGAGGGGAGUGGAUACUCUCUUAGUUGAAAGACACAAUUCUAGAAUGUUUAACACAGUGUUCUUAAUAAAUUUUGUUGAACCGUCUCAUAUAUAAGGCUUCAGGAAAACAAAUAAACAAAAUCAAAUAAAACUUUCUUACGGGAUUUUUUUCCUCUUGAACACUGAUGUUCUUCUCUAAGUCUGGGCUUAAAUGUUAUAAGUUCUUUCAUCUUCAGCAUAACAGAGUUUAGGGGUUAAAUGUAUCUGCUUGGUGGUAAGGCAAUAUUUGCAAAAGGGCAAUGCGAAGAGUAGCGGUGGUAACAACCUACUCCUUCCCUCGCGUUUAGGAGAAAGGGCAGGAGAGAACCUGGGGUAUGAGAUUGUAGCAGAGUUGAGCAGGACAUUCUCUCCAUUCGCCACUUUUGCAUUGCCCAUAAUGCACUUUGUUUCUUUUGGGACCACUGUUACAACUGGGAGAAAUUAGAAAAUAAAAUUCUUUUUAAAACUUUAUGGGUGAUCCGAAUGUAAAAACUGAACCGAACUCAUGUCCUUACAAAUUACUGGUUGCAUGUAGCUCCAUCACAAGGCUUCAGAGAGCGGCAUGAUUUAGCAAACAAUUAUGGGUCUUCAAAUAAUUUAAUUUUGUACUAUCGCUACAAAGUCCUGGUUAAAUGACACAGAUUCCUUUAGUAUUGCCCAGUUCUCUGUGACUGGUUUUAUCUUCAAGAAUUUUCCUAGACAAUCGCAAAACCGUGGUGGUAGAACUGGGAUUAUGUUCCGAAACUCGUUCAACGUUUCACUAGUUGAUGGAAAGGGAAACAAGUCCUUGGAAUUUUCUGAUUAGAUUGUUAAAGUGCAAGACUGAGAUAUUUAAUAGUGUAUCAACCUCCCUCUUCUUCGUUACAUCCUGUUUCUACCUCUGUUUUCUUCGAUAAUUCCUUCAAUUUUUAGAGAAAAUUGGAGAACCGCUGUUGUUAUCCCUCUGUUGAAAAAACUUGGACUUGAUUUCGUCUUCACAAGUUCCCGUCCAGUCAGCAAUCUUUCAUUCAUUUCUAAGGUAAUGGAAAAGGCUGCUCUUGACAAAUUCUCAUCCACUGUGAAAAAAUGCCCCUCUUCCUAAAUUUCAGUCCGGCUUCCAUACGUAUCACUCGACGGAGAUUGCUCUUAACAAAGUUUCAAAACGACAUCUUAAUAAGUAUGGAUAAUAACAAAGUAACACUUCUUGUACUCUUGGACCUUAGUCCUGCCUUUGACACUAUUGAGCACUACAUUCUUCUGAAUAUUUAGCAACAGGAGUUUGAAGUCGUCGGGACUGCUCUGAAUUGGUUCUCAUUAAUGCUAGGUCCCAAACAAUGUAUAAUUGUUGUUGACUUCUGAUGACUUAAAUCUGAACUGUGGCGUACACCAGGGCAGUUGUACGGGGCCUAUUUUAUUUACUGUUUACGUCUCUCGCUUUUUUGAACACUAUUCACAGGACCUCCCUUCUGUCAAUGGUAAUGCUGAUGAAACAGAUUUGCCUCUCCUUCCGACCUGCCUCUAACGAUUCGAAAUUAACGCUGUCUCCGUGAUUGAGAAGUGCAGCUGAUGUUUGCUCUUGGUUUAUUGCUAAUCGUUUAAUGAUCAAUGACAUGAAUGUUUAAUAAUUGGCCCUUGUUAAGAACUUGAAAAAGAAAAACAGCUGUUGAAUCUGUUGUCAUUGGUGACACCGUCAUUAAACCUAGAAAGCGUCCGGAACGUUGGGUCCUGGUUCUAUGCUCAUAUGCGGAUGAAUGUUCAUAUAGGCCAGAUUUGUAGCAGGGCUUUUCGCGGGCUUUACAACAUUAUUUUUCAAAAUUGCAAAAUUUGAUCGAUCUUCAACUUCUUUUCCAUCGGCAACAGCAACUGGGUUAGGGAAGUUUAACUACAACUGUAGAUCCAGCUCCUCUGCCUACUUCUUAGCAUCUUUAAUGAUGGAGUGGCGUCCAUUUUGUACGGCUAGCUCUUCAAACGAUCUUACGGCUGCUAUCGUAGGGUCAGCGUUGCAAUAAAGCUUUACUGUUGCUUUGAUCUUAGUGUUCUUGUAUUCAUUCUCCACGGACUUGAGACCUCUUCCACCGAGCUUCCUAGGGCCUCUUCAUAUGAGCCCUGUUGACCGGGCUGGCUCGGUUACCGGGAUGAAUUUUGCCUUGAGUUCAUAUGAGAAAUUUCAGCCCGGUUUCCGAGAUGAGAAAAAGUCAAAGAUCCUGGCACCAAAUUUGGGAAACAAAGCAAACAUAGCGAAACACAAAAAUUUUAACUUUUGGGCCUAUCUUAGCAUCGGUAACUCUUAAAGCUGUAUCACUGCAGUUAAAUGGGAUGCUUAUGAUGUGGAAAAGACAGCAGGCAAUGUAAGACGAUGCCAUUCGGACCGCCAGAAUUCAUCCCACCGUUCAUUCCAGUAACCAGGAUGAAGUGUUCAUAUGGCAAAAUUUCCAGCCCGCUUACCGAGAUCUCGGUUGGAAAAACCGAGAUCUCGGGAACCCAGCCAGCCCGCCCUCUUAUAUGAACACAUCGAAAAUUUUACAAAGGAUUUAGAGGUGAGGCGAGAUCUCGGAAACCGGGCUCAUAUGAAGAGGCCCCUAGACAUGUAGAGUAUCGCUGUCGACACCUUCGGGUAAUUUCCUCCAUUUUCCACGAUGAUCGUUCUUCCCUCUCGGUCAAGCUGUUGGAUGUUUGCUAUCGGCCAAGUUUGUGUCCACAUCAAGUAUGUAAGUACUGGUAAAGCGUACUUAUUGGACGCCACUGCCUUUGCAUGAUCUGACAAUGGGCUGGACCAGAUAAUUGAUAGCCUCUGUAACUAUGUCUUUGCUGCGGCUUCCAGUACUUGCUUAUCCUCUUGCUUGGUGUUUUCGAAGACGCCCAGGAACUUUAUAGGUGUUAUGUUGGUCCAGGCUCUUGAUAGGUUUAAGAUCAGCUAUCUUCAUAUCUCCACUUCCUUGCUCGACCUGUCCCCUAUUCACGUGUAUCACUGCACACUUCUUCUCAUUCCACUUCAAACGGGUGAUUUCCAAUCCAUUGUUCUUUUUCUCCUUCUCCUUCUUCUUCUCCUUCUUUUUCUUCUCCUACUUCUCCUUCUUCUUCUUCUUCUUCUUCUUCUUUUCUUCUUCUUAUUAUUUAAUUAUACGUCUUGAAUGGUACCUAGUACCCAAGUUUAACUUUAUGUCAGCUGUUUUAACCAAUCUUCCUCUUCGGAAUGUGACUUUUGCUCAUUUUUCAAGCCAAAAGUCCAUUUAAUAGGUACUACUAAACAUCCUAACCGUGCUCAAGAUACCCGUUUGGUGUUCAUCUUUUUUGGCAAAUGUCUUGGAAGCGUCAACCUCGUUUUUAUUUCUCCUAGGUAAUACAGUCGUCCGAAAAGACAUUUUAAAAAAUGCUUAUCAUGCAAAAUUUUGGCAAACAAGGUGUGUUAUAGGUGAUAAGAAUAUUAAUGAAAUGACGAAUACGUUAAUUUUUGAGAUCCUUUAUUUUACUUUUCUUUUAGGCCUGUAAAGACAAACGUAUCUGUUUCAAUACUCCAAUGUCAAAAGCAGAGCUUGGCUGUUCAAACACUUUCACUACACCUGAGGAUCAGAUUGAAACUAGCUUGAAUACUGAAGAGGAGGAAAAAGAAGACUGCAACGAGGAUAUUUUGACUCCUGGAAAUCUAAUGGCGUUUGCAUGGCACAUCUGCCAAGGCAUGGUAAGUAAGACAGCAGUCAAUUUUUCGUCCAGUUUCGAAACUUACUUUCCUGAAAAAAUAGUGCUUCAUUGAAGAAAAACCGCCAUACUUCGCCUCCUGGGUAGCUUUAACGAUUUUGGUUCCGCAUUGUGGAGUUCUAGGCUUAAGUGUGAUUCCCGGCCGACUAACACUCAGGGUCUAUAAAUAACUGAAGAGAAACUGCAAAUUUUUUCUCUGACAUCUUCAAAUGCUUGAAAACGUUUUGUAGUCUUCGGGGAUAUUCUACAGUAUAACGAUAAACUCAGGGUCCUUUCACGCGGUCGCUCCACGUAAUUUGACUUUACAGGACGUUUUAAAUUUCUUACAGAAUUUUUUUUCCUUGUGUAAGGAAUACCUGGCAAGAAACGGAUAUGUUCAUCGCGAUUUGGCGGCUAGAAAUGUACUUAUUGGAGAAAAGAAAAUUGCAAAAGUGUCAGACUUUGGACUGAGUCGCCACGUGUAUGAAGAGAAAGUUUACCACUGCAAACGAAACAAGAAACUUCCCUUCAAAUGGAUGUCAACAGAAGCCAUCUUUGACCACACAUUUACGACGAAGAGCGAUGUGUAAGAUUACCUGUUCAAUUGAUGCAUAACUAAACACAGCGCUGUUUGUAAAUAAACAAAACAAAAAACUAAUUCAUAUACAAUUUCAACGCAAAGUUCACAUGAAUCAAAUUCUUAAAUAGAGCUAGCUUAUACCCUGCUAACAGGAGUUUUCUUUUCGGUAAAUGGUUUUUAGCUUUUACGAAGUAGUUCGCGCCGAUGGAAUUCGCGUAGUUGGCUUGUUUACCGACUCCGCAUAUGCUUAAAGUUAUGCCGGACAGAAACCAUAGUAGUAUACUAUGGAGAAGAGCUCAUUACUUUGCGAUCAAUUGCAUAAAGGUCGAUGACGUCGCAGCCUUUUGCCUUUAACUCGUGUAUAAAAUGCGGUGAAAUGUCAUUUAGAUAAGGUCAUUUACCUGCUGUGUAGAAGGUUUUAAGCCUCGUUAGACAGGUUUUCUAAAUAAUAAUAGGUCGAUGAAUGUCUGGCUUUAAGAUUGACAAAAAGCUAAGAAAAGCAUCCCUUAUUCGUGACGUAAUACAAUAACCCAAGUUUAAUUUCCUGCCGCUUUCAUUAUCCAUCGCAGACAAUGUAUUUUCCAGCUCCCGUCAUACGGUUUUCUGGCUGUGCCUUCGAAGUUAAAAACACGGUUUUUAAAGCAGUACCCGGUGCAUUAUGAUAGUCCUGUGAUGGACUUAAUCAUCCUUACUUAUUCACAUAAAGGAAUAAAGGCAGGUAACAGUAAAAAGGCAUGCACCGUCAGUAGUAUAGGGUGCACCGGUAAGGCCCCUUUUUUGCACAGGAAUCUCAUUAGCUUGCGCAGGAAUACAUUAACUAGGUGACGUCGUAGGCUAUUGUCUUGAUCUCAUGAAUAAAAUGCAAAUUUUUUUACCCCGUUUCCCUCCACCACCACCACCAACGCCACAUUUCUAUUGUUUUCUCUCCACCACCACCGCCACAUUUCCAUUGUUUUGCCUCCUCCUCCACCUCCUCCUCCUCCUCCUCCUCAUUUUUAUUGUUUUCCCUCCUCCUCCUCCUUUUUUAUUGUUUAUUGGGAAAACAAUGGAAAUGUGGCGGUGGUGGUGGAGAGAAAACAAUAGAAAUCCUUUUAUUCCUUUAUGACGUCACCUAGUUAAUGUUUUCCUUCGCACGCUAAUGAGAUUCCUGCGCAAAAAAGAGGCCUGACCGGUGCAUCCUAUACUACUACCGUCCGUCCCAAUUAUUACGCACUAGGACGAGAGAGGAAAGAAGACCGCAAACCUUGUGACAAGCGUGACAAUAAUUUUGUUUGAAAAACUUUUCGCCAAAUUAAACCUUCCUUUGAACAAAUCUUUUUGUAAAAGACCAGGAAACAUUAAUGAUAAGAUAUAACAUUAGCUCGCUAGCUAGCCACUUUAAAAUUCAAGUGAAACUAAAGUUUAUGUUAUGCUGUUGUAAUGAUAACUAAAGGGAAGACCACAUCAAAACUCCCAAUCAAUAGCCCUGUUACGUUUGUCACACACAAGCGCUUGCUUUUGGCUGUCCUCUUCUUCCUGGCGUCCUGUUGCGUAAUCUCACUAUAAUAAGCAAUAGGUAAGGAAGAUGCCAGUUUGUUUGGUUUUUUUUUUAAUGAAAAUUUAAGUCUUUCUCGUAUUUCUUAUAGAUGGGCCUUUGGAGUGGUACUUUGGGAAAUAGCUACUCUAGGUACGCUAACAUGUACAGUUGUAAACAACAAUGAGUAAACAGAGCGUUCGCGCCAAGAAUUAAAUUGACGGCAUGGUAGCCAUUUCAUCCUUCAACUGUUUUUUUACCAUGCUAAAUAAACGCGUGCAACGUGGUAUUGGCCAACUUCGCAAAUGAUCAAUUUUAGUUAUGGGCAAAAUCAUCUCAGCCAUUUUUAGAGGAACUGCAUAGGGGACACUGCUGACAACUACCCUGAUGUGAUGAUAUCGUCAGAAAAGAUACAUAAGCAGCAGUUGUACCUCUCAAGUGCAAACUCUGCAUGAGAUCUGGGAAAAAAUUGUCUUUAAAAAAAAAGAAUUCUAAAAAUGGCUUUUCGGUGUUUUUCGCCAAAUGCUCAGUUUUCUCUGAAAAAAGAAUGGCAAGUCCGACCUGUUUUUCUAUUGAUUGGAUUUUAAUAGUCCUUUGUGUGAUCCACUUUUCCUACAAAGUUAUAGUAGGCUAACAAAAAGACGUUUUUGAGCGACGUACGUCAACCGGGAGUGCUCUUUUUUACAUUUGUGGGCAGCACUCUCGCUCAGAUCUAGGGAAAACCCUCUCUACAAGACAGUGUGAAGACACUAAGCAAUACAAAUCUGGUAGCGUCAAGGUUUUUAUGGGAAAAAAGGUCCCUAAUAUCUGGGGAAAUACUUCCCUGUCAUCAAUGGGCACAAGCCGUCCUUAAUACUUCUUUCUGAAUCACCAUAUCAGGUGGGACGCCAUACCCUACUAUAGAAAGCGAAGAAUUGUUUCGGCUGCUAAAGAAUGGGUACAGAAUGGAAAAACCAGACACUUGCAAUGAAGAGCUGUAAGUAAUGACAUUGAUAAUGAAGAUAUUGAACUUAAAUAACCAUUCCGUUACCAACAGCUACUAGUGGAUUCUCUCUUUACUGAGUAAAUUUCUUUUAUUCUUUUUUUACAGCUACAAAAUGAUGCAGGACUGUUGGCAGGAUAGCCCUGAAAACCGUCCCACCUUCACUCAGAUCCUUGAGAGCCUGGAGACCAUUAUGCAAAAGGAAAAUCCAUAUCUCUACCUGACUGCCGCGGACGAAUCGCAGGCCGAAUACAACGUACGGUCUUUUGACAAUAUGGCGAAGGAGUCCGAUGAUGAUCAAAGAGAA
Porites lobata is the source of this 7962-nucleotide messenger RNA. The record is from the annotation of a GenBank genome assembly. NCBI's taxonomy places the organism in Eukaryota, Metazoa, Cnidaria, Anthozoa, Scleractinia, Poritidae.